Molecule: messenger RNA, 427 nt
Organism: Astrephomene gubernaculifera
Lineage: Eukaryota; Viridiplantae; Chlorophyta; Chlorophyceae; Chlamydomonadales; Astrephomenaceae
Source: the annotation of a GenBank genome assembly
CGCAACGCCUGCCGCCACGUGGUGCUGCUGGUGGAGGGGGUGGGGCGGCUGGCGGACCGCAGUGUGCUCCGGUCGCUGCUGGCGGCACUGCACGGGGAGCGACACCGGCUGCCGCUGGUGCUGGUGCUGGGUCUGUCCUCCCCCGCUGCGCUGUACGGCGGCAAACUGCCGGCUGACGUGGCGGGGCUGCUGCAGCUCUCGGCGGCUGAGCUGGCGCCGCACCCGCACCAGCUGCACCGCCUCUUCCAACACGUACUGCUGGCACCACCUGCCGUACCAACCGCUCCGGCUGUAGCAGCAGCAAACGCCGCAGCCACAUCCGCUACCGCCUCCAAAUCCUCUACCGCUGCCGCCGCCGCCGCAUCAUCCGCUGCCGCCUCUGCUGCCGCCGGGGCGCUGCUGCUGCUGGACGGGGGGUGCAUGCGGG